UCUGUGCUGUCCUGUAAUUACGUGAUUUUCAGGAUAAAUUUGAAGAGAAAAUUCUCUCCCUGCAGUAAUUAUACAUUGUGAUGAUAUGUGUGUAAUGAACGAAACAUAUUUUUAUGAAAUUCAAAUUAUAAAUCCGAAAAGGCGUAACAUCUACUUAUAAAUUUGAAUACCGAAGUAUGUACAAACUCGAACACUGACUGCCGGGAGUUUCACGGAAAAGCUAAGGGUAGAAAUCUUGAAAACGAUAAACGACAGAGGGUUAUCAGUUUGUAGGACCUUUUGUCAAAGAGAAUUGUCACUAUUUCGAGUACCAGUCGACGAGAGAUAUCGAUUAAAUCGUGUCUACGCGGCGAAUGCGAGAGGGAUCAAGUUCGGAUCGAAUUUGACGCGAAAUUGACUGACAGCGCGAUUGAAAUAAUCGAAUAAUGGAAAGCAGCAGCGGUCAUGAUCGUCGAUGAGUACAGCGAUAAGUGUCCGCUGGUGACUUUGCGCGAUUCUAAAAACGGCAAUUCCAGAAACGAGGGCGUGAUAGACGGCGAGAGUGUCGGCAAGUCCGAGAAGCGAUCCUGCAAGACCGCGUUUCAAGAUCGGAAAUACGUCGGCCCCGGCGAUUCCUCGGACGCCUUAUCGCCCGCCAACGACAGAAUAGGUGUUACCAAGCAUGAUUUCGAACGGUAUCAUUGGAAGAUUACCACGGGCAAGAGCAGUAAUACAGACGCGUUAUGCGAGGGAAGCGGCGACUCGGAGCGGCGCAAGGAGGACGUGGAAGAACCGUCGAAGACUAGGAAGAAGAGAAAGCGGAGAUUUUUAACAAUCUGCACGGCGAACUGCAAAUACGACGUGGUUAGGCGCGUGGCCGCGCGGUAUGGGAUGAGAGAAGUCACGGAGGACAGCAGCUGGGAUCUCUAUUGGACCGAUCUAAGCGUCAACGUAGAGCGUGCCAAGGAUAUGAGGAGAUUCCAAAGGGUCAAUCAUUUCCCCGGGAUGACGGAGAUAUGCAGGAAGGAUCUACUCGCUCGUAAUCUCAAUCGCAUGCAGAAGCUGUUCCCGAAAGACUACAAUUUCUUUCCGAAAACUUGGUGCUUUCCCGCGGAUCACGGCGACGCGACGGCUUACGCCAAGACGCGGAAGUCGAGAACCUUCAUCCUCAAGCCGGAUAUGGGCUGCCAAGGGCGUGGUAUUUAUCUAACGAAACACAUAAAGGACAUCAAACCGACCGAGCGUUUGAUCUGUCAAGUGUACAUCGCAAGGCCCUUCUUAAUAGACGGAUACAAAUUUGAUCUACGUAUUUACGCACUAAUUACGUCAUGCGAUCCUCUCAGGAUCUAUGUGUACAAUGAAGGGCUCGCGAGAUUUGCUACGAGCAAGUACAAGGAACCGGCCGGUCACAACAUUUCAAACAUGUUUAUGCAUUUGACGAAUUACUCCGUUAACAAGUACAGCCGAAUGUACAUCAUCGACGACGAGAUUGGUAGCAAGAGAAAAAUAUCAACGUUGAACAAAUGGUUAAAAGCGCGAGAUGCUGAUGUGGACGAAUUGUGGAGCAAGGUCGACGAAAUUAUAGUUAAAACAGUCAUCUCCGCGUAUUCCGUAUUGAAACAUAGUUAUCACGCGUGCUUCUCGGCGCACAAUAAGACUUGCGCAUGUUUCGAGCUCUUAGGAUUCGAUAUUUUGCUCGAUUGGAAGCUCAAGCCUUACCUUCUCGAGGUAAAUCACUCGCCAAGCUUUCACACAGAUGCACAAAUAGAUAAAGAUGUAAAAGAAGGACUGCUGAUGGACACCUUCGAUAUAUUAAAUCUACAACAAUGUGAUAAGAAGAAAAUAAUUGAAGAAGAUAGAAAACGAAUCAGAGAGCGACUUCUGCAAGGUUUAAAUGGGAAAGAUCUCAGUCAAAUGAACGAGACGGCAGCUUUGAUAAAAUCCGAGAGAAACGAGAACGAUUACACGCAGAGGCAGCAAUUUCAGUGGGAGGACGACCACGUGGGCAAUUUCCGAAGAAUUUAUCCGUGCUUUGACAAGGAUACAUACCAGCCUUUCUUCACGCAGAAUGCCCUUUCCGUUUUCCAAGAUACGGUAGCAUCGAGAGCGCGAGAAGAAGCAUCAAGAAUAGAUAGAGAGGAGAAUGAACUAAAAGCUAGAGAGGAAGAACGUAAACGUACAGUCGGGAAGUGGAGCGAACAAAAAUUAGGUCCUGAAAGUUCAAACGCAUCGAAGAAAUUACAGGAAAAGAGCAAAUCCGCAGGCGUAACGAGGAAAAACAUCAAUAAACAGGACGCACAGGGAUCUCCUACCAACGCCCUGUACUCCUUCGAGCCUGAAAUCAUAUCGGAGUCUGAGGAGAGGGAACGAAUAACGGCUCUGGCGCAGAGGGAUUUUCUCAUCAAGAGCUACGGCAUGCUCGAGCAGAUAUACCUGGCGAUGAAGAGAAACGGCAUGUUACGACCCGCCGACGAGAGAAAGUAUGGAUUGUAUGGCAGACUGGGAUUACAGGCAAACACGAACCACAGCACAUGCUCCUCUUCGCACAAGCCCCAUCAUCGUCAAAAUGGCCAUCUGGACGCGCAACCAGCCGUGGACCAAUGCCUGCAAUGUUCCCUCAAAGGGAAUGAACACAAAUCGGCGAAGCGUGAGUUUAAGAAUUCAAACAGAAGCUUGUGGAUAACAUGCAACGAGGCAAUGGUUUACGUUCGUCCGCAAAUACCGCAAAAUCUGUGGACGGAGGAAAUUAAUUCCAAUAAUCACAUGGGACGGGUAACAAAGGCACACGUGGCCAGAACAUUGUCGAACACCGUGCGGCUGCACACGCUUGAGAGAAGAGAAUCUUUCCAUUCGGCAAAAUCUAAAGUUGACGUUGACACCCAGCACUAAAGAUAAAGAAAAGCAAAAGGAACAUACCACAUGAUACAAUGACAAAGUUAUAUUGUCGAAAGAUAUAAAAGCGGAAGGGCAUAAAAAAAUUAAUAUAAAAUUGACCACAAAUUCAGACGGCUGUUAUAAAGACAGCGCAAUGUUGUGCUAUUGUGCUACACACUACUGAUAUCGAACGCAAAUGAAGAUUAGUAACAAUGAAUAAGAUUCGUAUUGUUAGGAAAUACAAUUUCAUAUUAAAUAUAUUACACAUAUCCCUAGAAAAUAAUUCCUCAGUUAGAAAAUAAUUCCGCGUUAGAAAUACUUCGUUAAAUAAAAUUUCAGUGGGAAUUUUAAUCGAGAAGUAAAAUGAACUUUAUUCAACAUCCAGGAAUCCAACGAACUUCGGGACGCGUCUCGGUUUGUGUGCGAGUGUGCGUGUAUGUGUGUGUGAGCGGAUGCCGUUUCAAGGUAGAGAACAGUAAUCUAAAAAUCAACAAUGUAUCGACUUGUUAUUUAAAGUGCCAUAUAAAUAUGUACAAUAGAUAUAUAAGUGAACAUGUACACGUCGCAUAAGAGUGGGAAUUAGGUACGCGCCGGUGCGUAUGUAUAAUAAAAUGGUCAUACACACGUACGUAGACGCCAGUCUAUAAUAUGUAUAACAAUUUUUAUUGCUGAUAUAUAUUCUGUAUUCACAUGAUAAAAAAUAAUCUAUGAACAAUUUGUCGCGUGCUGGUUUUUUGCCCCCGUUCGUGAUAUCGCGUCCAUGUCGUUUUGUCGCAGCGUCUCAGUCGCCCUCUCCUCAGCUUCUUCUUCUGCCUUCCUUUUUUUUUCUCGACCAUUAGUCUUAUCGCGUCUUCGUGUCGCAAUCGGUAAAUCGAGCCUGCGGUGGACGCGUGUUUCGAGAGUAUUACGACAUAAUCGAAAAUCCAAAGUUUUAAAGUUUCGAAGUCGGGAUAACAAUAAUCCGCAAUUUUAUACAAAAUAAUACUGUGUACCAUGUGUAGAGUUUGUGUGUGUGCGUGCGUGUGUGUACUUUGUGUGUUCGUGGUGUGUGUAAAGCGGUGCGCCGAACUGACAAGAGUGUGCGUUGCUCUCUCUUAAAUUUAUAACUCGCGGUCAGACUUCCUUAGUUACAAUUUUCCUUUCACCCUCGGUCAUAAAACGUAACUGCAUCAAAUAAUAGCGACACUUCGCAGAAAUCCACGCACGUAGGCGAUGUAACGUCGACUGUAAACUGCGCUAUGUUACGUCAUUGUAAGAACAAGAAUUAGUGCGAAAUACAUCCAACACAUUACGAUCGAUGAAUCUGUCUUCUUUUAACGUGAUAUAUAUUAUUUACAUAAAACCACUGUGCGACUGCGGCAAAUAUUUGCGCGUCUUUCUCUCUCUCUCUCUCUCUCUCUUUCUCUCUCUCGCUCGCUCGUACGUUCUCUCUCGCUCGCUCUCUCUCUCUCUCACUUGAUUCCCACCAUAUUAAAUCUUAGAUAUAGAAAGGCUUAUGUACAUAAAGUCAAUAGAUAUUUAUACGAUAGCCUAUAUUAUACCGCUUAUAAAAAAAAGACCAAUAAAUGUGUAUAUCCAUGCGAAAUAUUUCCAUCUCCGUUUAAAAAAAUCGUCAUAUGUCUCGGCAUAUAUACAUAUUUCCUGAAAAUAAAGGUAACUGCAUUUAAAGAGAGUGCAAUGAGACAAACAGUGUGGACACAUAUAAAAUGCAUUUGUUUCGAACAAAUUUUUACAAGAGGGGGUUAAACUACCGUCGUGAAACACACAACUUAAAUUCGUUAUUGGCAAGCGAAGAAAGGAAUUAUUACGCGACAUGUAAUUGAGAUGGGCUCACUUUGUGUCACGAAUGAACGUACAAUAAUCGUCUUUAAAAUAAUAUAAUCACUUACGGCUUAAUUCUGUGAAAGAUGAAUAUUAUCUUUAGUUACUUAAAUUACAGCUCAUUUUUUGUACUAAAAAAUGAUUACAUCUGCUGGUUCGGCCAUUGAUAACGUUAUCCGUAUGAGUGUCUUUGUAAAUCGCUUAAUCCUUUGCAUUUUAACCUUCGUGAUAAAAGCAAUGUUAACAGAUUUUAGCGUGACCUUCUUACCCGUGCGAGAAAAUACAGAAAGAAGAUAUGUGAAGAUGGUAUCCUAUUCGUUGUAAUACUAAAAUAUGAGCAUUAUAUAGGAUCCUGUGUAUGUUACUCACAUGUAAUAUGUGUUAAAAACGAUUAUAGUAAAACAAGCUUAAGGCAUGAAUUAUACGGAGAUUUCGCGAGUAAAAACAAUUUAAUUUUAGAUUAAGAAACUGACACAUUAUAAAAUUCAUUUCUUGAUCCAAAAUUAAAUUCAUUAAUUUUACAUGCAGCGUAAAUUAGCGAAUUGGUCUAAUCGAGGUACAAUAGAUUACUAAUUUCAAUCAAGAUUUUCGCUGUUCGUCAAAUCAGAUCUCCGUUUAAUACAGGCAUUAAAUGAUAUAUAUAUAUGUAUAUAUAUAUAUAUCUAGCUAAUAUUUCAUAUACAUAUAAAAAACUAUACAAUCCGUAGAUGAUAAUUUUGUAUUAGCUGCCGACGGAAUUCAAUUGUUUUGUUUUAACAGUUAAUAUCCUGACAAUAUUCCCGACGAUUUUUUCUGUUCAAUAUUCAUAUCGAUACUGUAAACCUGGUAGACGCGAAGAUUAUAUCUAAGUUAAAAUUGUUUGCACAGAUUCCUUUAUCAUGAAGUUGAGAGACGUGACUUUGUCUUAUUUCGACAUAGCUUGAAUUCAAUAACGAAUUUAGCUCAAUGCAACUCGAAGUCUGUUGUACAUACAUUAAUUUUCCUAAGAGUUAAUAGAUAUAAUAGGCGUUCUGAAAUGCCUAACUACCAAAUGAAAUAAUUGUGUCGAGCAUCUCAUUAAUUCAACACUUGCACGCACACUAUGGUAUGUCUUUAAGACAUUUUGUGUACAACAGUCUUCACGUGCACUACUCAAAUUUACUAUACAUACUUUUCAGAGAUGAUGAUAAAUUCAGACAAAUUGCAAUCUUAAAAAAAGCAAAUACUAGCAAAAAAGACUAAUUUGCGGCACAAUUCCGAAAGUGUUACGAUUUUAAUCAGUAUUUAACAAUUUCGUUUUAUUUUUAUUUCAGCUCUGCCGAAAUAUUAGAGGCUUACGCCGAUUCUAUUUCCUAUUCGGAUUUCUAUUGGAUUAUAAAAUCUUCUAUUAUAGUAGAAAAAUCUGCAUGUUAAUCAGUCAAAUAAAUUCCUGUUGUGUGUGCAAGCAAUCCCAUUAAAGAUUACUUCAUAAAUAAAACAUUAUUUUCAUAAAAACUCUUUACACAACUUACAAAAGAUAUUUCUUAUAUCCUAAUUUAACCGCGCAGUUAAAUUAAGAGUUUAAACCAUGGCAACAAUAUUAUAUAAACAAUCAAAUUAUGGUUAAUAUAAAAAAAAUAAAAAUUAUUACUUAAAAGAUUGGGUUUCAGCAUUCAGUUUGCUUAUUGCAAAUUCGAUUACAUUAAUAUUGGCGCAAAUUGUAAAACCUGUUAUACAUUAAUUCAUCUAAAUGUAAAAACAUAAACAUUUUGAUGAAUCAUAAACUGAUAAAAUAGCAACUAUACUAUUACCAAAUAUGAUUCAUCUAUUUAUAUACUACAUUUAUGUUUUUUCAUUAUUUAUGUAUAACAGCUUUUAAAUAUGUACUAACAAAUGUAUUACUCAAUCAACUGAAUUUUCUAUUAGCUCUUCUGAAAAAAUCAAAGGCAAAUUAUUUGCUAUUUACGAAAAAAUUUCAGAUAUAUUAUUUGUAUCUUCUAUAAUAUAUUAUUUAAACACAGAAAAAUGUUUAGUUAAAUAAAAAUUUCUUUGCUUUUAGUUUAAUUUGGAAAAAAUUUGAGUAAUGAAAUAGGCUAGAUAUCAAAAGUAAAAUUUACCAUGGUAUUUUUUAUACUAAAAUAUGAUAUAUAAAAAUAUAAGAAUUGCAGCAUAUUAGGUUUAUCGAGGCGUUCCCAUUACUGCAUUUGGGUUUAAUUCCGUUUCUUGAAUAGAAUUGGUUUUCCAUUCGUGCUUGUAUUAAGUCAUACACUUAAAUUUAAUAAAACAUGUAGCUUUAACAAUAAAAAUAGGACUUGUGACAAGCUCUUAUGUCAAUCAUCUUCGAUCAAUCGGUGUAAUUUGUAUCACAAUAAACAUAUCAUCUGCAUGAUAAAGGCGAUAUAUUUAGUAUUUGCAAUAAAUCAAAGAUAAUUUAAUAUAUGAAUUUUUGUAUACGUCAUCCCAAAUAUAUCAAUAUUAAUGCUCAUAAUAUAUCAUAUUAAUGGUCCGGAUAUUUAAAAAUCAUAAUUGCUCGAUGACUCUGAUGACAAAUGGUACUCGUACAAAUCAAUUGAUAAAAUUAAUACUACAAACCACAUUUAAAUAUCAAUUGCGUAGAUGAUAACAUUUAUUAUGAUGUUUAUAAGGAACGUUUAUAUAGGAUAAAACAAAGACGAUGCAAAAUUGUUCGUGGCUCGUCUCAAAUAUACAUCUUACGUCUGCUUUGAUAAUAAUACCAAACGAAUGUACGUAUCAUUAAUUUAAAAUUAAAUGCAAUUAAUCGUAAAAAUAUUAAGUCCUUUGCGGUUCUUAAAUAUUU
This is a messenger RNA of Vollenhovia emeryi, 7450 nucleotides long. RefSeq names its product tubulin polyglutamylase TTLL13-like. Gene Ontology annotation, biological process: protein polyglutamylation; microtubule cytoskeleton organization. Gene Ontology annotation, cellular component: cilium. NCBI's taxonomy places the organism in Eukaryota, Metazoa, Arthropoda, Insecta, Hymenoptera, Formicidae. Bases 445 to 2868 code for a protein of 807 amino acids. The record is from RefSeq and is a predicted model, not a curated record. The transcript is spliced from 14 exons. Gene Ontology annotation, molecular function: tubulin binding; tubulin-glutamic acid ligase activity.